Rhizopus microsporus ATCC 52813 is the source of this 1267-nucleotide messenger RNA. Its product is annotated as 60S ribosomal protein L4-B. Gene Ontology annotation, molecular function: RNA binding; structural constituent of ribosome. Gene Ontology annotation, cellular component: ribosome; cytosolic large ribosomal subunit. Gene Ontology annotation, biological process: translation. The coding region runs from base 91 to 1218 and encodes 375 amino acids. Lineage: Eukaryota; Fungi; Mucoromycota; Mucoromycetes; Mucorales; Rhizopodaceae. The record is from RefSeq and is a predicted model, not a curated record. The transcript has 3 exons.
CCCUCUUUAGGCAAGGAAGGGUUGCCUGUAAAAAUCCAUGAAAGCAUCCAUCCGUGAAAACCUUCUCUUUUCCUGAUCGAACUUUUCGAAAUGUCCGCUGCCAGACCUGUCAUCAACGUCUACGCCGAUAGUGGUAAGAACGUCGCUAGCACCGUUCCUCUCCCUGCCGUCUUCAAGGCCCCCAUUCGUCCUGAUAUCGUCAACUUUGUUCACACCAACAUGGCCAAGAACAAGCGUCAACCUCACUCUGUCUCUGCCAAGGCUGGUGAACAAACCUCUGCCGAAUCUUGGGGUACCGGUCGUGCCGUUGCUCGUAUUCCCCGUGUUAACGGUUCUGGUACUCACCGUGCUGGUCAAGCCGCUUUCGGUAACAUGUGUCGUGGCGGUCGUAUGUUCGCUCCUACCAAGACCUGGAGAAAGUGGCAAGUCAAGACCAACUUGAACCAAAAGCGUUUCGCCACUGCUUCCGCUUUGGCCGCUUCUGCUCUUCCCUCUUUAGUCAUGGCUCGUGGUCACCGUGUUGAAAAGAUUGAAGAAGUUCCUCUUGUCAUUGACGACUCCAUUGAAAAGUUGACCAAGACCAAGGAAGCCGUUGCUUUGUUGAAGGCCAUCAACGCCUACUCUGACGUUGUCAAGGUCUCCAACUCUCGUAAGCUCCGUGCUGGUCAAGGUAAGCUCCGUAACCGCCGCCACCGUCAACGCCGUGGUCCUCUCGUUAUCUACAACGAAGACAACGGUCUCGUCAAGGCUUUCCGCAACUUGCCCGGUCUUGAAUUGGUCAACGUUCGUCGCCUUAACUUGUUGCAAUUGGCUCCUGGUGGUCACCUUGGUCGUUUCAUCAUCUGGACCAAGUCUGCUUUCGCUCUCCUUGAUGAACUCUACGGUACUUAUGAAGCUCCUGCUACUUUGAAGAAGGACUACGUCUUGCCCGCUCACAUCAUGACCAACCCCGAUGUUGCUCGUCUCAUCAACUCUGAUGAAAUCCAAUCCGUUGUUCGCCCUGCUGGCGGUAAGCACCACAAGCGUCCUUUCACCCAAAAGAAGAACCCUCUCAAGAACCAAGGUGUCAUGAACCGCCUCAACCCUUACGCUCAAGUCCUUCGUCGUGCUGAAAUCAUCAAGUCCCAAAAGACUGGUAAGGUCGCCAAGGUUGAAAAGAAGAAGGGUGCUUCUACUGCUGCCAGCAAGAAGUUCUUGGAUAUCCUCCACUCUGCUUAAAUUUAAUAGCUUAAAAUAAAAAACUCGAUCGCGUUUUGUUUGCUCGGAC